Molecule: messenger RNA, 1047 nt
Organism: Populus nigra (black poplar)
Lineage: Eukaryota; Viridiplantae; Streptophyta; Magnoliopsida; Malpighiales; Salicaceae
Exons: 6
Coding region: 1-1047 (348 amino acids)
Cellular component (GO): endoplasmic reticulum
Molecular function (GO): calcium ion binding
Source: RefSeq, a predicted model, not a curated record
AUGGGAAGGGUGGUGGUUUAUGUCCUCAUAACCAUAGCCUUUAUUGUCUUCAUAACCUUUUCUCCCAUCAACAACCACGGUCGUACCACUCCUGGCCUCAACCGCCGUCUUGGUUCCAAAUUUUCAAUGCCAGAUUUUGAUCCAUUAGUUGUAAAAAUGCAGAGAUUAGCCGAGGAAAAAGGUUACACCGGCGAGAGUGGUGCGAUAAAUUUGGAAAACAUUAAUGGCUAUGCCAAAGAGGUUGAGGAUGCUGAUGAGUAUCUAAGUGAUGAUGGAAGGUUAAACAUUACCUUAAGGUUACUUGUUUUAUUCCCAUUGUUAGACAAGAAACCUAGAGAUGGGUUGAUCAGCUUCGAGGAGCUAGAGGCAUGGAAUGUUGAACAAGCUAGAGAACGCUUAGCUUAUAGGACACAGAGAGAAAUCCAAUCUCGGGACAAGGAUGGAGAUGGAGCAAUUAAUUUCAAGGAAUAUUUGCCUCAAUUUUCCAAUGAAGAUAUAGAGAGAAAUGAAAUGGGGCAUGGUGAAGCUGGAUGGUGGAUGCAACAAUUUAGGAAUGCAGAUGUUGAUCGAAAUGGAACCCUAGAUUUCGAUGAGUUUAACAACUUCUUGCAUCCCGAAGAUAGUAACAAUAAAGAUAUCCAAAAAUGGAUUUUGAGAGAGAAACUCAAGCGGAUGGAUGAUGAUCGUGACGGGAAACUCAACUUAGCAGAGUUCUCUAUGUACGCUUAUGAUGGUAAUUACAAGAGCUACGCAGAAUUUGAACCUAAUGUAGCUAGAGUUGGCACUGCAGAAGAGAAAUUUCUUGAGCUUGAUGUGAACAAAGACAAUUUUUUGUCGGAGGAGGAGCUGAUACCCAUGAUCCCGUACCUCAAGCCUGGAGAACUAUCGUAUGCUAAGCAUUACACCAGCUACUUGAUUCAUGAGACUGAUGAGAAUGGAGAUGGUUAUUUAUCCAUAGAUGAAAUGCUGAAUCAUGAAUAUACAUUCUAUGGGACAUUUUUCCAAGACGAUGAAGAUUAUGACGAUGAGUUCCAUGAAGAACUGUAA